GAACAGUCCAACAAAGAUUAGCAGGUGAACAGACUUAUUGAUAGCAACACGGUGUGAAACAGGGCAGAAAGUGUACGCAAAGUUGGACAUUUUGUUGUAAAAUUUUUCGAAAUGCUUUUGUAUGCAGCCACAACGCAUGUAGCCCAAAGUUGUCAAAUGUGCUGAAAUAAAAACAUGACGAGUUGAAAUCGUCUACAACUCCGACAAAAAUCAGUGGAACUGCAUAUGAGAACAGACAUGGCUGCUCCCACGACAUCCAAUUGGCACGGAUAUUUUGAGGAAGAAACCUCUCCAUUGACAGUGAGGGAACGAGACCGCCUGUACGAUGACCGACCGCAAAGCAUGACAGCAUUCCACUCCAGACCAGUCCAGAAACUGACCGACAAGAGGCCGCCCCGAUCCAGAUCCAAAAUUGAGAUCAGCCAUAGAAUGAGAACCUUUGUCCCAGACUGCGUCACCCCUAAACCCAACGAUCCCUUCCGUCUGUGGAUUGAGAGCGGCCGGAAGUGCGCCCCCUUCCCUCCGCGUUGGGAUCCCGACUACAACAGCAACGUCUGGCGGAAUUUCAGCAGUCGGGUCGGGUACCGAGUGGAUUCCCACGACAGGAGCAUCUCGGAGUUGGUGGCCGACAUGUACCCGAUGAAGAUCCCGCCCCACUCGGAGAUGAACGACAACACGUUCGUCAAGUUUCUCAGCGAAGUCCCAAUGAUCAAAGACCGGAAGCGGCGGGACUUGGCCAUCUCGCGCUCGGUCCGGGAACUCAAGGAUUUCAAGGAGUUGAAACUGCGCAGCGAGAUGCGCGUUCCGCCCAUCACCGAGCGCGGCGACAUCGCACCGCCGAAAGGCUUUAAGAAAUACGAACAUCGGAGACUCGCGUCUCCGGAAAGCACUGCCACACAGUCGCUGCGGCAGAUGACUGAGUUGGAGAGAGAUAGUCAGCGUGGGGUCUUGGGCACGCAUAGAACUGGCGGGACCAGACUAUGGAAGUUGACGUUUAGGGAGAAUCAUCCGGAUUACGAUCAGAUGCAAGCAGAUCAGAGAGAGAAGCGUCUUCAGCCACCAAAGAGCCCAAUUCCAGGAGAAAUAUGGUUCCAGUAAUGGGUCUGUGCGGGACUAUAGAGGGCGCUAUUUGUUAACAAA
This is a messenger RNA of Patiria miniata (bat star), 1140 nucleotides long. Its product is annotated as testis-expressed protein 52-like. Lineage: Eukaryota; Metazoa; Echinodermata; Asteroidea; Valvatida; Asterinidae. The record is from RefSeq and is a predicted model, not a curated record. The transcript has 2 exons. Bases 226 to 1098 code for a protein of 290 amino acids.